CUGUCCAGUUGUCGAGCAGCUCCUUGCCCGAGCUGCCUUGGUAAACUUCAGAGCAGCUCCCAGCAGCGUCAGCCGCAGUCCAACACGGCUGCUUCUUCCCACUCACAGUCGCUCGGGUGAUGAUUAAGAAGAUGUCGCCUUGUGAGACCGAGCUGAACGUCCCUACCAAAAACUGUUACCGGAUGGUCAUCCUCGGCUCCUCCAAAGUGGGCAAAAGCGCCAUCGUAUCUCGAUUCCUCAACAGCAAGUUCGACGAUCAGUAUACGCCGACCAUCGAGGAUUUCCACCGCAAGUUUUACAGCAUCCGAGGCGACAUCUAUCAGCUGGAUAUCCUGGACACCUCGGGAAACCACCCCUUCCCGGCAAUGAGGCGCCUCUCCAUCCUGACAGGGGAUGUGUUCAUCUUGGUUUUCAGUCUAGACAACCGCGACUCCUUCGAGGAGGUGCAGCGACUGAAGCAGCAGAUCGUGGAGACCAAGUCGUGUCUGAAGAACAAAACCAAAGAAAACAUUGAAGUGCCCAUUGUGAUUUGCGGCAACAAAAGCGACCGGGACUUUUACAGAGAAGUGCCGAGAGAGAAGAUCGAGCAGCUGAUAGACGGCGACACGAAGUGCGCUUACUUCGAAAUCUCGGCCAAGAGGAACACAAAGGUGGACGAGAUGUUCCAGACCCUGUUCACCAUGGCCAAGUUGCCCAGCGAAAUGAGUCCAGAUCUCCACAGGAAGGUGUCAGUGCAGUACUGUGACAUCCUGCACCGCAAGACCUUUCGCAGCCGUAAAAUUAAAGACGAGGAUGCGUACGGUAUCGUGGCGCCGUUCGCCCGAAGACCGAGUGUGCACAGCGAUCUGAUGUACAUCAAGGAGAAGGCGAUCGGCGGCGCCCACGCCAGGGACAAGGAGCGCUGUGUGAUCAGUUAAACCCGCUUCGGAGCCCUGAAAGGGACGCAAUUUACUAGAUCCGAAGGAUGUGUUUGGCCCGUUAUCCACGGUGUAUAGCUGUAAACGAAACGGUGUCGGAAGGUUUUCAGAGACAGGAGUGGUGCUUGGCUUACUGCUACCGAGAGCAGUGCUCGCUUAACACCGCAGUCGAGCGCUGGCGGAGCCUACUCUGCCGCCUUUCCCAGCGUCAGGUGUGAGCGAAGGGACUACGAGAAAAAUGAACACUAAAUGACACUCACGGGGCAGAGGAGAGGGUAUUUUUUUUUAUCAAAUCUCAUUCCCCCUCCCCCGAAGAAUAUUCAUUGUGUCGUAUUGACUGUGAAGUUUUCGUACUUGAGUUUUUUAAUUUAUUUAAAACGAUUGUAGUAUUGAUUUGUACAAACUCCUUGCAGUACAAUGCGUAACAGAAUGUUUACAAUCGGCAACAGUUCGUUGCAUAAUGGCACUAAUGUUGUACUUGCAAAAAUGAACAAAGUCU
Molecule: messenger RNA, 1416 nt
Organism: Mobula hypostoma (lesser devil ray)
Lineage: Eukaryota; Metazoa; Chordata; Chondrichthyes; Myliobatiformes; Myliobatidae
Gene: rasd1
Product: RAS, dexamethasone-induced 1
Exons: 2
Coding region: 120-917 (265 amino acids)
Biological process (GO): signal transduction
Molecular function (GO): GTPase activity; G-protein beta-subunit binding; GTP binding
Source: RefSeq, a predicted model, not a curated record